This is a messenger RNA of Contarinia nasturtii (swede midge), 1057 nucleotides long. It is a transcript of the gene Trm7-32, whose product is annotated as putative tRNA (cytidine(32)/guanosine(34)-2'-O)-methyltransferase. Gene Ontology annotation, molecular function: tRNA methyltransferase activity. The transcript has 9 exons. Gene Ontology annotation, biological process: tRNA methylation; cytoplasmic translation. Bases 104 to 1024 code for a protein of 306 amino acids. The record is from RefSeq and is a predicted model, not a curated record. Gene Ontology annotation, cellular component: cytoplasm. NCBI's taxonomy places the organism in Eukaryota, Metazoa, Arthropoda, Insecta, Diptera, Cecidomyiidae.
UAUACGUCAAAGUAUUUCAAUAGCAAACGCAAGGCACAUUUUUUGCAUAAAAAAGCAUAAUCACCACCGCUAUUAAAAAAAUACAAAUAAUUGAAAAAAGAAUAUGGGCAAAACUUCAAAGGACAAGAGAGAUAUAUACUAUCGGCAAGCAAAAGAAAAUGGAUAUCGCGCAAGAAGUGCCUUCAAACUGUUGCAAAUAGACAAAGUUUUUCACAUUUUUGACGGGGUUAGCCGAGUUGUGGAUUUGUGUGCGGCCCCUGGUAGCUGGAGCCAGGUGCUGUCGAAAAGACUUUAUGAAAAUAAUUGUAUUAGCAUGUCUGAAAAUAAUCUAGACAAAGAUGAUGUAAAAAUUGUAGCCGUUGACUUGCAAGGAAUCAUUUUUUCCAAACAAGCAAUGGCACCUAUUAAUGCACCAAUAUGCGUUAAACAGCUUCAAGGAGACAUUACACAAUUGAGCGUUGCUAAUGAAAUUAUUGCGUAUUUUGAUGACAAAAAAGCCCAAUUGGUUGUUUGUGAUGGAGCGCCAGAUGUAACCGGCCUUCAUGAUAUUGACGAAUAUAUUCAAUCUCAAUUGUUAUUGGCCGCACUAAACAUAACUACUCAUAUUUUGGCGAACGGAGGAAAAUUUGUGGCAAAAAUCUUCAGAGGAAAGGACACUAGUUUGUUGUAUUCGCAAAUGCGAGUAUUUUUUAAAAAAGUUUCAAUCGCAAAACCUUCAAGUUCUCGAAAUUCGUCAAUAGAGGCUUUUGUGGUAUGUGAAAACUACUCACCACCCGACAACUAUGUACCACAAAUGAUCGAUCCAAAUACUACUGCUCUUGACAAAAAUAUCGUUCCAUUUGUGGUUUGUGGUGAUUUGGGAAAUUUAGAUUCUGACAUGUCCUAUAGUUUGAUAUCUGAUGGCAAAUACGAAUAUAAGGAAGUUUUGCAGAAACCAAUUUCACCGGCUUAUAAAGAAAUUUUAGAGAAAACAAAAAAUCUUUCACUCAAACAUCAAAACUAUUUGUUGAAGGAGACACAUUAAUAAACAAACCUAUUUUCUUUACGCUUUACUUUA